GGUCCCUUCGAACCGGGUUUCAGGUCCCAUGAACAAAGGUUUAAUAAAGAUGUGGUUUUGAGAUGGAGGGAAGCUAUGAAGAAAGUUGGUGGAGUUGCUGGUUGGGUUUUCAACACUAGUGAUAAUAAUGAGAAAGAAAAUCUGAUUCGGCGUUUGGUGCAAAGGGUAUUGAAGGAGUUGAGUAAUACUCCAAUGGUUGUGGCUGAGUUUGCAGUGGGGCUUGAAGAACGUGUUAGUAAGGUGAUGAAGCUGUUAGAACUUGAAUCCAAUGGUGUGAGGGUUUUGGGUUUGUAUGGGUAUGGUGGGGUUGGUAAGACAACCCUUGCUAAGGGUCUUUUCAAUAACCUUCUUAAUCGUUUUGAGCAUCGUUGCUUCAUUUCAAGUGUGAGAGAAUUUUCAUCAAAAGAUGAUGGUUUGGUUUCUCUUCAAAGCAAAAUCAUUGAAAAUCUUUUCCCUGGAGGAGGAGGAGGGGCUCCCAUCAUAAGUGAUGUCGAUUUUGGUAUUUCUGUUAUUAAAGGAAGACUUAGAGAAAAUCGGGUUCUGCUUGUAUUGGAUGAUGUUGAUGAUGUAAAGCAACUUGAUGCUUUGUGUAAGAGGGAAUGGUUUUAUGAUGGAAGCCGUGUGAUAAUUACCACAAGGGAUACAAAAGUUUUACCAAUGAGUCAUGUCAAUGAGUUGUAUGAAGUUAGGGAGUUGUAUGAUUCUGAAGCUUUGGAGUUGUUUUGUUACCAUGCAUUCAGAAGAAAGGAACCUCCGGAAAAUUUUCUGAAUUUAUCAAAGAAAAUCGUGUCUCUUACGGGAACAAUGCCUUUGGCUUUGGAAGUGUUUGGCUCGUUUUUGUUUGGUAAGAGGAGGGUGGAGGAAUGGGAGGAUGCUUUGGAAAAGCUGAGACUAAUUCGCCCUAAGCAUCUUCAGGAUGUGUUGAUGAUAAGUUAUAAUGGGUUGGAUGAUCAAGAGAAGUGUAUAUUCCUUGAUAUUGCUUGUUUGUUUGUUCAAAUGGGAAUGAAGCGUGAUGAUGUGAUUGAUAUAUUGAGAGGUUGUGGUUUUAGGGGAGAGAUAGCUAUCACAGUUCUUGUGGAAAAAUGCUUAAUCAAAAUCACUCAAGAGAAUACCCUGUGGAUGCAUGAUCAAAUAAGAGACAUGGGAAGACAAAUUGUUCUACAUGAAAACCUUGACGAUCCUGGUAUGCGUAGUAGACUCUGGGAUCGUGCUGAAAUCAUGGCUGUUUUGAAGGAUGUUAAGGGAACAAGGUGGAUUCGAGGAAUUGUCCUAGACUUUGAGGAAAGAAGGUAUAAUAAAAAUAAGGUUGAAUCAGUUUUUUCAAAGAACCUUCAAUGGAGAUCCAGUUUAGGAAAUGCUUCAAGAUACAUCAAACAAAGCCUUAAGAAUCAUCUUCUACCUCAAGCAGAGAAAAGCAAUGAGGUUAUACUUCAUACAAAAUCCUUUGAACGAAUGAUUAACCUGAGACAGCUUCAGAUCAAUAAUCUGGGAUUGGAAGGAAAAUUUCUUCCAGCUGAACUGAAGUGGCUACAGUGGCGAGGAUGUCCUUUGGAAUGCAUGCCUUUGGACUCUUGGCCUCGAGAGCUGGCUGUUCUUGAUCUCUCAAACAGUAAGAAAAUGGAAAACUUGUGGGGAUGGAAAAGUUACAAGGUGCCAGAGAAACUAAUGGUCAUGAACCUCUCCAACUGCAUCCAACUUGUUGCCAUUCCUGAUUUAUCUGGAUGUAGACAUUUAGAGAAGAUUAAUCUGGAGAACUGCAUUAAUCUAACAAGGAUUCAUGAAUCAGUUGGCAGUUUGAUUACCUUGCGUAGUUUGAAUUUGACACGUUGCACAAACCUUAUUGAGCUUCCCAGUGAUGUCUCUGGGCUGAAACAUCUAGAGAGCCUCUUUCUUUCUGAGUGCAGGAAGUUGAAAGCAUUGCCUAAAAACAUAGGAAGCCUGAAAUCCUUGAAAGCACUUGUUGCUGAUCACACAGCUAUAGCAGAGCUACCCCAGUCCAUUUUUCACCUGACCAAACUUGAAAAGCUUAUUUUAGAAGGUUGCCAACAUUUGAGAAGGCUGCCCAACUGUAUUGGACAUCUAUGUUCUUUGCAAGAAUUAUCUCUUAAUCAGUCUGGAUUAGAAGAAUUACCCAACUCUAUUGGAUCCUUGAAAAACCUUGAGAGGUUGAGUUUGAUGUGGUGUGAAUCUCUCACUGUGAUUCCUGAUUCUAUAGGAACUCUCAUAUCAUUGACAGAACUUUUGCUUAAUAGCAGUUCAAUUAGAGAACUCCCUUCUACCAUUGGUUCUUUAUCUUAUCUGAGGGAGUUAUCAGUUGGAAACUGUAAAUUUCUCAGUAAAUUGCCUGAUUCAAUUAAAAAUUUGGCCUCAGUUGUUGAGCUUCAGUUAGAUGGAACAGCCAUCACAAAUUUGCCAGAUCAGAUUGGAGAGAUGAAACUAUUGAGGAAACUUGAGAUGAGGAAUUGUAGGCAUCUUGAAUCUUUACAUGAAUCUAUUUGCCAACUAGCAUCUCUUACUACACUGAACUUAGUCAAUGGAAAUGUCAGGGAAUUGCCACAAGAUUUUGGAUUGCUGGAAAAUCUUGUCACCUUAAGAUUGAACAAAUGUAGAAUGCUCAGAAUGCUUCCAGCUUCUAUUGGGAAUUUGAAAUCUCUAUAUCACCUUCUUAUGGAGGAAACGGCUUUGUCAGACUUACCUGAAAGUUUUGGGAUGCUCACAAGCUUGAGAACAUUGAGAAUGGCAAAGAGGCCAGAUUUAGUUCCAAAUGAAAAUAACAUGCUUGCAGAACCUGAAGUUCCCAUUUCUCUAAAGAAUCCCAACUCUUUUGUAAUACCAUCUUCCUUCUGCAAUCUGACCAUGCUAAUUGAGCUAGAUGCCCGUGCCUGGAGAAUAUCUGGGAAAAUUCCAGAUGAUUUUGAGAAGUUAUCAUCAUUAGAGACUUUAAAUUUGGGCCAAAAUAAUUUUCAUAGUCUUCCUUCCAGCUUGAAGGGCCUUUCCAUUCUCAAAAAGCUUUCACUGCCAAACUGCUGUGAGCUGAUCUCUCUCCCCUCACUUCCUUCAAGCUUGAUUGAGCUGAACGUUGAAAACUGUUCUGCAUUAGAAACCAUCCAUGACAUGUCAAAUUUAGAGAGUUUGCAGGAGUUGAAUCUCACAAAUUGUGUAAAAGUGGUGGAUAUUCCAGGUCUUGAAUGCUUGAAGUCUUUGAGAAGGUUGUACUUGAGUGGUUGCGUUGCAUGCUCCUCCCAAAUAUGUAAGAGACUUUCAAAGGUUGCAUUGAGGAAUUUGCAGAACUUGAGCAUGCCAGGAUCCAGAUUACCUGAAUGGUUUUCAGGACAAACUGUUCCCUUUUCCAAGCCCAAAAAUCUUGAGCUAAAAGGUGUAAUUGUUGGUGUUAUUCUUUCAAUAAACCAUAACAUUAAUAUACCUAAUAUAACGCGAGAUCAAAUGCCUGGAGUUAUUGAUGUUCAAGUAAAUGUUCUCAAACUAGACAAACCUAUCUUUAGUACAGUUUUGAAUAUACGUGGGGUGCCAAGGACGGAUGAAGAACACAUACACUUGUGUAGGUACCAAGAUUACCAUCAGUUGAUAGCUUUCUUAAAAGAUGCUGAUACAUUAUCUGUGACUAUGAGAAAUCCACCUUUUGAUAAGGGAUUGGAGAUGAAAAAAUGUGGGGUUCAUUUGAUCUUUGAAGGGGAUGAUGAUUAUGAUGGAGAAGAAGAAUCAUUGGACAAAGGCCUACAAUCUGUCUCUGAAAAAUUGGCCAAGUUUUUCAACACUUAUGAAGGUGUUGGUCCUAUCUAUGCCACUGAGAGUGAAGAUGAGUACCAAAAGGAAUUGGUGCAUGAAGAAGAAGAACCAAGAUCAUCUCAUGCUACACUUAAAAGCAAUUCCGUUCUUCUCUUCCUGAUUAGUCUAUUCAUUCCGCUAUUAAGUUGGUUUUACUUGAGGUAUAUGUCAUCAAGUGUUGCUUAGAAAAAGAGCUUGAUAUCUAGUUUGGAUGAGAUAAUGAUUGCUUUAUUGAAGGUGACUUGUACUUACUAUCAAGCACUAGUUUCAAAGUUAAUUGCUUGAUAAACUAAACAGAAUUCACCCUUUCACAACUUGUACUUGUAUGU
This is a messenger RNA of Gastrolobium bilobum, 4115 nucleotides long. Its product is annotated as disease resistance protein RPV1-like. The record is from RefSeq and is a predicted model, not a curated record. Bases 76 to 3972 code for a protein of 1298 amino acids. NCBI's taxonomy places the organism in Eukaryota, Viridiplantae, Streptophyta, Magnoliopsida, Fabales, Fabaceae. The transcript is spliced from 5 exons. Gene Ontology annotation, molecular function: protein binding; ADP binding. Gene Ontology annotation, biological process: defense response.